AUGCGGAGCACCUUCCUCUUCCUCUUCCUCCCUCCCGACGACGACGCGCCAGGCAAGUCGUUUUAUAACCACGCAGCUUAUCUUGCUGAGACUCUUCUAUGGCUACCAUUCUGCACUGUGCAGGUGCAGCUGGCAGAGCCAAUGGAUCAGCCCGGCCAGCCAGCGCAGGUGCAGCUGACCGAGCCAGUGGCAGCAUCUCGGCAGCCGGCAACAGAGUCCGAUGAAAUCCAGCCAGCGUCUCCGCAGCAGGCAAUGGAGUCCAGCCACUUCCGGCCUGCGUCUGCAAUGGAUCACGGCCACGGCCAGCUUGCGCCACCGCAGCCGGUGCAGCCAUGGGAGUACAGCCUGCGGAAGUACCUCCUGCUGCUGGCCACCCUGGUGGUCAACGUGACGUACGCCGCGGGCUUCAACCCGCCGGGAGGGGUCUGGCAGGCCGCCUACGACGGCCAACCCGCCGGCGACCCCAUCAUCCGUGACACCCACUACCGCCGCUACCUCGCCUUCUUCUACUGCAACGCCACCGCCUUCGCCGCCUCGCUCGUGGUCAUCGUGCUCAUCCUCAUACUCGCCGUCCGGCACGACAAGGAGAAGGAGAAGGGGAAGAAGGACGCCGUCCAGGUCGUCAAGCCGCUGCGGGCUGUCAUGGUGCUGGACCUGCUCAGCCUGGUGGGCGCCUACGGCGCCGGAACCUGCCGGGACAAGAUCUCCAUCGUCUACUCCGUGGUGUUGGUGGCCAUUGUCUUCGUCUAUAUCAUGGUACUCAAGCUGAAGGAUUGCCGGUGCCCAGAAAGCCCCGACUCCGGUGACACGAUACCUCCGACGGAACACAAAGCCGAAGAACGGCUCUGCAAGGUCCUGAUGCUCCUGGCGACGUUCGUGGUGAGCGUCACGUACGUUGCCGGGCUGAGCACGCCAGGUGGCUUCUGGGACAGCAUCGGCACUACCUACCGCCCGGGCGAUGCAAUCCUCAAGGACCACCACAGCCUGCGCCUGACGGUGUUCCUGCUUUGCAACACCACGGCGUUCGUGGCGUCCUUGCUCAUCACCAUGCUGCUCAUCAUCGACGGCAAGAAGCUCCGCAAGAAGACGGCUCACUCUCGCGUGCUCUACGGGUGCAUCGUCGUUGCGCUUGUUGGCCUCGUUGGCGCAUACACCGCUGGCAGCUGCAGGAAGAGCGACACCACCGCCAGAUUGAUUGGCCUGGUCGGAGCCGUUCUGGCAAUGGCAUGCAUCCUACUCUAUGGUGGUUUCUAUACGCCAGUGCCAGAAAUUUCAUGUUCUUGUUUCAGUCCAGCAAAACGAACUGAUGAUGAUGUCAGCACUAAGGAGCUUCUGGAGAAGGCUCGCUCUCUUGUUCUACUGCUCGCCACUCUUGCUGCCACCAUCACCUACACAGCAGGGUUGGACCCACCGGGUGGUGUUUGGCAGGACAAUGGCGACGGACACAUGGCUGGCGACCCGAUUCUCCUCACAACCAAUGCUAAGAGGUACAAGGCCUUCUACUACUGCAACUCGGUUGCGUUUGUGGCGUCAUUGGUGGCCAUCGUCUUGGUCCAGAUGGAGAAGCUGGUCAAGCACCAUGUGCUGGAGGCAGCCAUGAUACUCGACCUGUUUGGUCUCAUUGGUGCAUAUGCCGCUGGGAGCUGCCGGAACGUGAACACCUCCAUUUACGCCAUGGCUUUGGCAGGGGCCGUCUUGGUCUAUGUGGUGAUCCAUGUUGUCUUCUUCACGCUGGAUCACACGGACAGGAACACCAGCGACCAAGAAGAUCAGUUGCUGGAGAAGAAGCGCAAACGGUUGCUCCUCUUUGCGAUCUUGACCGCGACCAUCACCUACCAAGCCGGCCUCACCCCUCCUGGCGGCUUCCUGCUCCAGGACGACAAGCUCGGCCACCAUGCCGGUGACCCGGUCCUCUUGUACAACUACCCACGUCGCUACCAUGCCUUCUUCUACUGCAACUCGGUGAGCUUCAUGUUGUCCAUCGCCCUCAUCAUCCUCCUGGUGAACCCCAAUCUGUACGGGCCAGCAAUACGAAGCAAUGCGCUAUCUGUCUGCACAGCGGUGGGCUUGUUUUGUUUGAUGGGGGCCUACUCCACCGGAAGCACGCAACACAUUAAGACAUCCAUCUACAUCUUCGCGUUGGUGGCUGUGGUCCUCUUUGUUGUAGCCAUACUGCUGCUAGUAUUUUUACUGAGAGGGGCGGACAAAAAUGGCACCAUAGGACAGGACGAAGAACAAGGGAGGAAGGUAAAAGAAAAGAAGGGGGAUGGGGAUCGAGAAGAAAGGAAGAAGCACGUGAGGUGCAAGUACCUGAUGCUGCUAGGCAUUCUGGUGGCGAGCGUAGCCUACCAGGCCGGCCUAGAACCGCCCGGCGGAGCAUGGCAGAGCAGCGGCAACGGGUACGAGGCGGGUAACCCAGUGAUGCACGACAACAGGAGGCCCAGGUACCUCACAUUCUUCUACAGCAACUCCAUCUCCUUCAUGGCUUCCAUAAUUGUCAUCAUCAUAUUGCUAUGGCAAUGGUUGCCAAACAAGGAUGAAGGAGAAUGGGAGAAACAGUCUCUGAGGGUGAUGAACUGGAUGAUCCGACUGGAUUUGGUAGCUCUCCUUGUGGCCUAUGCAGCCGGCUCCAACAGGGGGUGGAAGACGUCUGUUUACGUCGCCAUGCUCCUUCUUGCAGUGCUGGGCUACUUUGCAAUCCAUAUGAUACUAUCAUGUACGGUUUGUCACCGUAAGAAGCCCGAACGGAGAUUUGCAGCGAGAAGGCCCAAGGCACAUCUGAAGCGUAGCUAUACUAUGUGA
Triticum turgidum subsp. durum (durum wheat) is the source of this 2802-nucleotide messenger RNA. NCBI's taxonomy places the organism in Eukaryota, Viridiplantae, Streptophyta, Magnoliopsida, Poales, Poaceae. The record is from the annotation of a GenBank genome assembly.